GAGGGGCGGGGCGCGCGCUGCUCGCGUGUGAGGGAGCAGGGCGCCCACGGCGGCGGCGACGCGGCGGAUGACAACAUCAGGCCGCGACGCGCUCGGGGCCGGGCGGCGGUGGGCUCGCUAGCCGGAGCGGCUGCAGCGUUGGCUCCAGGCUGUGGCGGCCGCCCGCGGAGGCCGUCAGGUGUGGGCCCGCCCAGAGCGGCGGCUUUGAGUGCGGGGCGGGAGUUCCCGUCGCAGUCGCGGGCGGAGCCGGCAGCGCCCUCGGUCCGGCCUCGCGGCGGAGAGAAGUUGGGGUCCGAGAGGACGCGUGCGGGGCUCCGGAGGAACCGACCCCCCCCGCGCCCCGCGUCUCCGGGGGCCCCGCACCGGUUUUCCACAUUUACAGGAUGGCUAAACAUUAAUGGAAAGAAAAGCUUAAGCCUAUCUUCUUUCACUAUGGAGUCAAAUUUGGCAGAUGGAGAGCCUGACCGAGCUUCGCUUCUUGGUGAUAGCAAAGAUGUCCUUGGGCCCUCAACUGUGGUAGCAAACAGUGACGAAUCUCAACUUCAGACACCAGGAAAGAUGAGUCAGCGCCAAGGGAAAGAAGCUUACCCAACGCCAACCAAAGAUUUGCAUCAGCCAUCUUUCAGUCCAGCAAGUCCUCACAGCCAGGGUUUUGAAAGAGGGAAAGAAGACACUUCUCAAAAUAAAGAUGACUCUUCACUUUCUAUGUCGAAGAGUAAGUCUGAAUCCAAACUUUACAAUGGCUCAGAGAAAGAGAAUUCAACUUCAAACAAGCUCACAAAAAAAGAAUCGCUCAAGGUGCAAAAGAAAAACUAUCGAGAAGAAAAGAAAAGAGCCACAAAAGAGUUACUCAGCACAAUCACAGACCCUUCUGUGAUUGUUAUGGCUGACUGGUUGAAGAUCCGUGGUACUUUAAAGAGCUGGACCAAGUUAUGGUGUGUGUUGAAACCUGGGGUUUUGCUCAUCUACAAAACCCAAAAAAACGGUCAGUGGGUGGGGACAGUUCUCCUGAAUGCCUGUGAGAUCAUUGAGCGUCCGUCAAAAAAGGAUGGCUUUUGCUUCAAACUCUUCCAUCCUUUGGAGCAGUCGAUUUGGGCAGUGAAGGGUCCAAAAGGUGAAGCAGUUGGUUCGAUAACUCAGCCCUUGCCUAGCAGUUACUUGAUCAUCCGAGCUACUUCUGAGUCCGACGGAAGGUGCUGGAUGGAUGCCUUGGAGCUGGCCUUGAAAUGUUCUAGUCUUCUUAAGCGAACAAUGAUCAGGGAAGGGAAGGAACAUGACCUGAGCAUUUCAUCAGAGAGCACACAGGUCACUUUGUAUGGCCUGUUGCGUGCGAACAAUCUCCACAGCGGUGACAACUUCCAGUUAAAUGAUAGUGAAAUUGAACGCCAGCAUUUCAAGGACCAAGAUAUGUAUUCUGAUAAAUCCGAUAAGGAAAAUGAUCCAGAGCAUGAUGAGUCUGACAACGAGGUGAUGGGGAAAAGUGAAGAGAGUGACACAGAUACAUCAGAGAGGCAAGAUGACUCCUACAUCGAACCUGAGCCGGUGGAGCCCCUGAAGGAGACGACCUACACGGAGCAGAGCCACGAAGAACUCGGAGAGGCAGGCGAGGCUUCUCAAACAGAAACUGUUUCCGAAGAAAACAAAAGUCUCAUCUGGACGCUGCUGAAGCAAGUCCGUCCCGGCAUGGACCUGUCCAGGGUGGUCCUCCCAACAUUCAUCCUGGAGCCUCGCUCUUUCCUGGACAAACUUUCAGAUUACUACUAUCACGCAGACUUCCUGUCUGAUGCUGCCCUUGAAGAAAAUCCUUAUUUUCGCUUGAAAAAAGUAGUGAAAUGGUAUUUGUCAGGAUUCUACAAAAAGCCAAAGGGACUGAAGAAACCUUACAAUCCUAUUCUUGGUGAGACUUUCCGUUGUUUAUGGAUUCAUCCCAGAACAAACAGCAAAACCUUUUAUAUUGCUGAGCAGGUGUCCCACCAUCCACCAAUAUCUGCGUUUUAUGUUAGUAACCGAAAAGAUGGAUUUUGCCUUAGUGGUAGUAUUCUCGCUAAAUCCAAAUUCUAUGGAAACUCACUGUCUGCAAUCCUGGAAGGAGAAGCCCGGCUGACAUUCCUGAACAGAGGCGAAGACUAUGUCAUGACCAUGCCAUACGCUCACUGUAAAGGAAUUCUCUAUGGCACAAUGACAUUGGAGCUUGGAGGAACGGUCAAUAUUACCUGUCAAAAAACUGGAUACAGUGCAAUACUUGAAUUCAAACUAAAGCCAUUUCUAGGUAGUAGUGACUGUGUCAAUCAAAUAUCAGGGAAACUUAAAUUGGGAAAAGAAGUCCUCGCUACUUUGGAAGGCCAUUGGGACAGUGAAGUUUUCAUUAACGACAAAAAGACGGAUAAUUGUGAAGUUUUCUGGAAUCCUACCCCAGACAUUAAGCAGUGGCGAUUAAUAAGGCACACUGUAAAAUUUGAAGAGCAGGGAGAUUUUGAAUCAGAAAAACUCUGGCAGCGAGUAACUCGAGCCAUAAAUGCCAAAGAUCAAACAGAAGCUACUCAAGAGAAGUAUGUUUUGGAAGAAGCUCAAAGACAGUCUGCCAGAGAUCGGAAAACAAAAAGUGAAGAAUGGGCUUGCAAAUUAUUUGAUCUCGAUCCACUCACAGGAGAAUGGCACUACAAGUUUGCAGAUACUCGACCAUGGGACCCACUUAAUGACAUGAUACAGUUUGAAAAAGAUGGUGUCAUCCAGACCAAAGUGAAGCAUCGCACUCCAAUGGUUAGUGUCCCAAAAAUGAAACAUAAGCCAACCAGACAACAGAAGAAAGUCACCAAAGGCUACUCAUCCCCAGAGCCUGAUAUCCAGGACUCAUCUGGAAGUGAAGCUCAAUCGAUAAAACCAAGUUCAAGAAGAAAGAAAGGAGUAGAACUGGGAGAUAUUCAGAAUUCCAUCGAAUCUAUAAAGCAAACACAGGAAGAAAUUAAAAGAAACAUUACGGCUCUACGAAAUCACUUAGUUUCAAGUCCACCUGCCACAGAUUAUUUUCUGCAGCAAAAAGACUACUUCAUCAUCUUCCUUCUGAUUCUGCUUCAAGUCAUAAUAAACUUCGUGUUUAAGUAGAAGUUCUUUACAGUUGACUCAAUCAAGUGGAGCGAUCAGAUUUGGCCUGGGACCAGUGUUCAAGCUGGUUUGGUCUUUAUUAAAACAUCACAAUAUUUCUAAAACAAACAAAGAAAGAAAACCUUAGAAAUAAAAGUAGAGGUACUGACCUUUCAUACCUUUUCUCCUUAAUCUGAAGCAAAAGCUUUCCUCUUUGUCUAUUAAAAGUGAGCUAUGUGUUAAGUGCCAGAAAAUUCCUAGCUUUUGUGAGAAUGUGUCUACAUGUGAACAUAAAAAAAUCACAUGUGUAUACACAAUUGUGUCUUAUGUAUACCUGACAGUAGUUUUUGUAUUCUGUAGUAUAUGUUCUCAGAUAUAGCAGUUAACAGAAAUGCUAUCAGUCUUAUAAAUAUAUAUAUAGUAAAGUAUUUUAUUCAUAAAACAGGAACAAAAAUUUAUCAGUAAGAUAUUACAGAAUGGGGAAUGAUGAGAUAUGAUAGGCAUUAUAAAUAGUUCAACAGUUGUAGUCUUUACAAAAAUAGUCAUUUCCCAGAACACCAAGCUCCAUUGUCUUAUAAGAAGCAACAAGAAAAAAAAUGUGUUGUCAGAAUUGACAUAUUGAGGAAAAUAGAUGGCAUAUUGAUUUCCUUUUAAAAGUUUACACAGGAUUUUUAACCCCUAGAAUUUAAUAUUUAUAGUUGUGUAGCUUUACAUGUAUUAUGUGUAUUAAAAACUGAUAUGCAGCUACUUGGUUCGACUGGAGAUACCACUCUUACCAUAUAAAUAUAACACCACCUUCAGCACUUGCUAAAAAGAGUUCGGGCCACUUGAUUGCUGGUUUUUUUUUUUUUUUUCUUUCUUCAUUUUUUUAUAAGUCAACUGGUAUGUAUAUAGGCCAAAUUGGAGAAAUGUUUCUGGAGCAUAUGAAAUGCUAAUUCAUGUUUUUUUCAUAAUGAAAAACUUAUUUUAGCGUUCGUUCGUUUAGAUCCUGGUGUUUUCAGUGAAUAAGUAGAUAGAAAAUUAUUUGUAACCAAUAUUUUGCUUCAGAAGCCAAAAAGAAGAAGAAGAAGAAAAAAAAGGCAAGUAAGAUGUUCUACAAGGUGCAUUUAUUUAUGUGUGCAUUAAAAUUGACUUCUUUAAAAUGUGCAAUAGAGCAUCUAAAAAAGAUCACUGUAUUCUGGAACUUAAGCUGUUUUCUUCCUUUUUCUUUGUAACUUCAUCAGCGGCUAACCACAGUUCUGUUGAGAUACCUUUUAUCCAAGCUUAGGCUAACUUCUCCCUAAGCUUUACUUUUUUUUUUUUUUGUCAAAUAUUUUUUACUUUGUUUUUACAUAAAUAUUUAUAGUCCUUAAGGCAAUGCUGAAAAUACAGUUAAGCUUAGGAACAUGUUGCUAAGCAUCCUUGAGGCCUGAAAACCUAACUUUUGAAAUGGGCACUAAUGAAAAUGAAGGUCCAAAAUAAUAAUGGCUUGGGUUACACUUUCCUUAAAGAAGAAAGUGUGAGACCCUAGUGAAAGUACAAUCAACUGUUUAUUCCACAGUAGGUUAUCAAGGAAUAGUUAGUAAAUUAUGAAAAUUGAAAAUUAUUUUUAAGGCCUGCUUCCCCCACCCCAGCCCGCCAGCCAGUAUAGCUAUCUUAAGUAGCCAUAGAUUUUCUGAAGUGCUAAUUCCGCAUGUAUUUUUGACAAGCCAGUGCUGUAAUCAGUACAUAUGAAAACAAUUUUUAAAUGAUUAAAGUGUAGCCAGAGAUGAGCAGUGCUCUGGUAAAAAAAGAAAGUGUAACAUAUAGUUGAAACCAGUGCAGUCUGGGUAAACAGGACUAUACUAGGACAGACAGGGUCUGUCUGUAUUUCCUACUUGUGAAUAGAAUUUUUGUACUUGCUUCCUGUUUCCAGUGCUUCGCUCAACUGCCUAUUCAUUGACAUGCUCUUUUAUAAAUAUUGUACAAUUUGAUCUUUUUAUGGUUUAAAUUAGUAUUAAUUUAUAUUACACAUAACUUGAUUGGCUGGCCACAAAAGUCAUUCUGUUCAGAUCUAAAAACCUGAAACAUUGUUAGUCACCCUCCCUCUGAGGCAUUGGUCUUAUCUACUUGUAUGCUACUUUCAUUUGGUCUUAAUAGUGUUUUAUUUGUAUGGCUAUUUCCUAAGGUUAGAAAGGUAAUUUUUUUUUUCAAUUUUCUUUUUAGGACAGAUGUUAUGGGUUCUUAUCAUCCACCAAGUCAAAAACUAUUUCAUGAGAAAAAGCAGGGUUACUCAUGACUGUUCACUAUACACUAAAGGCAUGUAUCUGAUCUAAUUGUCCCCUUGUGCUUUUAGUUGUAUGAGUUCCUUUCUGUGAACUGAACAAAAACUCAGGAAUUGGUGGCUUAGUUUUAGAUCAUUACUUAUACCAGGCUAAGUAUGUGAGUCCUCUUAAACACACAGUUCACUUUGUAUUUAGCCAUAUAUGUAAUUGACUUUGAAUGUCCUUUACCCGGGGUUUAUCUUUCUUAUUUUCAUGGAUUCAAAAAUAUUGUAAUUUACAGUUCCCAGUUGUCUCAAGAGCUUCAUGAUGGUUUUUCUAGGGUUUAAUACCUUAUGGCCAGUUUUUGAGUUGAAUCAAAAUUUUAUUUUUUCACAUGAAAAUCUGAAUGAAUAGUAGUUAUUGACACAUGCAUUUCUGUGUUAGUCAUUAAAUAUACUAUGCCUUCAGCUAUCUACCAUUAAUGAGACUUAGCUGAUCCAACAAAAGAUUUUUAAGAAAAUGGGACGUGUGAAACAAGUUUCAGCAAUAGAUAUUUUCCUUGUAUGUUAUAUCAGUUCUUUAUUUGUAUCACUUAUAAAGGUACAGUGUACUCUUGUCACCAUUCCAUUUAGAAAGUUGGCCUUGUAAAAUACAACGUUUAGUAUUCACUCUUCUGUGCCUUUAAAAAUAUACUUUUUGUCGUUUUUGUGUUACAAAAGAGUCAAAGUGUUUAUAGGCUUGUCAUAAAAAGGUCAUUUCUCUGUCACUUUAUUUCCUUUUACAUAGCUAUCUUGUAUUUAAACAGUAAUGCUGUACUUUUAUAAGGAUUUGCCUAUUUCAAAUAUAUUUACUCGCAAGCAUCAUUGAAGUAGAUUUGUCAGAGUAUUCUGAGUAUUGUUAAGCAGUGCCUUUUCUAUGGAAUUCACACUAGGUUGGGUUUUUUUUUUUUUUUGGAGGGUGGGUGGUAAAUCUGUGCCAUAUACACACAAAAUUCUAUGGAAGGCAGUUUUAACUGUUUGAAGAAUAUCUUCCAGAAACACUUAAGAAAAUAAUAGAACUGCAUUUUUCCCCACAGUUAGCAUUUCUGGUGAGCAGUGGAAUAUGUUUUCUGGGAUAUUUGUUUGCUAUACAGGGACGAUGGCAUUGAUGAGCCAUAUAAGACAUGAGUUGUGUUAAAUGUAGAGAUACAAAAUUUGCAUUUAUACCAAAUUUUCCAUUUGGCAACAGGGAAGAAGAACCCUACAUAGAUCACUAAGCAUUUCACCUUCUACCCUAUUUGAUUACAUGGAAGAAGAGAUUCUUUAAAAUGUAUAACCUGCCACUAUUAUAUAAUUUGGUUUCACUAAAUUUACCUCUAGUGUGAACUUAGUAUAUUUAAUUUAGUUUUGCUUACUUUAACAUCAUUUUGUUACAGUUUGUAAUUGAAGAUGGACUGUUAAAAUUGUAUAGGACCAGUGUCUCAUUAGUAUGAUUUUAAAUAAGAGCCACAAGAAACCCAUGACGAAAUGAAUGUGAACAUAGUUUCUUAAAGUAGCUAGAAAAUUUUAUCUUUUUGCAUUUAUCAUGUAAAAUUAUUUUAAUAUUACACUAUUGAAAUUUAUUUUUAAAAAAUGCCACAAAACAUUUGAACUGAUGAGCACAGAACUUCAGUUGUAAAAUGUUUUCACUUUUCAGCAUGCUAAAUAUACUUCUAAAUUAAAUAUCCUGUUUAGUGGCCAUUUAUAAAUUCAGACACCAUCACUGGUCAGUUUUGUAUGAUAGAAUAAAUUAUGUUAUCUUCAGUGUAAGUACAGCACACUGUCAGAUUCUUUUCCUUACGGUGCAUAGUUAAUGUACAGAUAGUCAUAGACUACUGUUUUGUAUUGUAUUACAUUUCUAAUCUCUAUUCCUAACCUGUUAUAAUUGUUUGCAGAGACAAAAGCAUUGAAUUUUUCUAAUGAUCUGUAAAAUUAUGCUAACUUCUACAAGUAGGCAUUCUAAAUAAAAUUUUAAAAAGAGUA
Messenger RNA from Erinaceus europaeus (western European hedgehog), 7303 nucleotides. RefSeq names its product oxysterol binding protein like 8 (gene OSBPL8). The coding region runs from base 433 to 3102 and encodes 889 amino acids. Gene Ontology annotation, cellular component: intracellular membrane-bounded organelle; membrane; cytosol. The transcript is spliced from 24 exons. The record is from RefSeq and is a predicted model, not a curated record. NCBI's taxonomy places the organism in Eukaryota, Metazoa, Chordata, Mammalia, Eulipotyphla, Erinaceidae. Gene Ontology annotation, molecular function: cholesterol binding.